This is a messenger RNA of Acromyrmex echinatior (Panamanian leafcutter ant), 7958 nucleotides long. RefSeq names its product intermembrane lipid transfer protein VPS13A. NCBI's taxonomy places the organism in Eukaryota, Metazoa, Arthropoda, Insecta, Hymenoptera, Formicidae. The record is from RefSeq and is a predicted model, not a curated record. Gene Ontology annotation, biological process: protein targeting to vacuole; protein retention in Golgi apparatus.
AUUGUUUUUAUUUCAACGAAAGAAUUGAUGAAAGUACAAUCUAGUGUAUGCUUGCCGUCCGUUUCAAUGAUGCAUAAUGAUUUUAAAUCAGUCAUUAAGGAAGUUGUUACCAAUAAUGUACCAAAGCUUGACAGGAGUGUCGUCUCUUCAGAAGUUAGUGAAGAGGAUUUGGAAUUGUUAUCUAAAACAAUUAAUUUGUCCGGAUUUGAUGAUAAUAUAUCCCCGUGUAAUCACAUUAAUUUAUUACUUCGCUUUGCCGUAGGAGAGUUCUCCGUAAAUCUGGAAGAUAUGGCGGAUAAUCGAGAACAGCCUUACUUAAAUUUGAGAUUGCACACCUUGUAUUAUGAAACAGCCAUAAUGGAAUACGGCGUUGCUGUUCAAUUUGGCAUUGGAUCGAUUUUUCUGGUUGAUAAGACAAACGCUGGCGUUACCGGAUCGUAUCUAGAAUUGAUAUCCACUGACGAGUCAUAUGAAGUCCUCGUUGUGUCGUAUCGUAAGGUUAAAUCGAAUUGCCCUGAUUUUAAAUCUCAUUUCAAAAAUAUCGAACGCUCGCUGGUUGUGAACCUGUUAAAUAUCAACGUAAACUUUCAUAGAUCUGCGUUGUUGAAAAUGAAAGACUACUGGCAUAAAUUUCAAACUGUGUGUCAUGAUACCCUCUUAUUCAAAUACGCCGACAAGAUAUGCGAUAAUAUUGUAAAACGAGAACAAAAGGACAUUGAUCCACCAAUUCCACCAGGCGCAAUUAAACUUAACUAUUCAACCAGGCUCAGUUCAUUAGUGGUACGUUUCUGCGAUAAAGACAUUGAUUUAAUGGAAAUUAAGAUUUUGGGUUUAGAAAAUGAUUGCAUUUACAAUGCGAAUGAGAGAAUGGUGUUGCGUGCACAUCUCAGGAGCAUACUCGCUGAAGAUCUGAUUGAUGAUACGCUUUAUUCCAAAAUCUUGAUGACUGAUGAAGAUAAAGUUUUUGAUCUGAAAUAUGUGAGACACAUACCAAGAUUAUAUAAAUGCUCUGAUAUCGAUACAAAUCAGGAUGACGUUAUGUCGGAUGGCACUUUUAAGCUUUCUGUUGGACGAAUAAAUUGCGUGAUUAUUUCUAAAAUUCUAUAUGAUUUACGGAAUUUUAUAAUACCAUUUACGUCUACGUAUUAUACGCGUCUCUUAUAUUACUUGAAAAAUAAAUUCGUUGGAGGGAUUGAACUAUUUAAAAGGAGCGCGACGAAACUGCAUAUUUUUAUUGACAUACAAGGGCCUACUUUUUUACUGCCACAGAAGAAAGAUGCCCCGAGUCUCUUGGUUUUUGAUACAGGUAUAUUAUCGGUUGAAAAUUUUUUUAAGAAUAGUGGACAGUCAGUACAAUCAAUUAAAGUGACUGCUAACGAUAGCAAUCAAUUAAUAAUUGAUAAUAUUUUGGUAAAGUUGAAAUCUAUGACUGUAUCUAGAGCAAUUAUGACUCUGACUCGAGAUUUAGAAGUCCAGGAACCCAUUAUCGAACCUAUACAAAUUCAAUUUGAUAUUAAGAGAAAAACGGAGUAUCGUAGCAUUAUUGAAUUUCAAACCUAUGGUUUAUUCGACAUACAAGGAGCUAUUGAUAUCAUAAAUAUAAACUUAAGUCAGAGAGAUCUCAAAUCCCUCAUAUCGGUGUGGCAAGAUAACAUUUCUAAAAUACCAUUGCUUAAGAAAAUCGGUGAGAAUGAAGAUAGAAUUUUAACACAAGAUUCGCAAAAAAAUACUAACCACGACGAUGAUAUUAUGGUGAAGAAACUGGAAAAUUUCUUAACGCACAAUGAAACAACAUUAUGCGAAGUUAACAUAAAACUUGCCUUGGAGGGUUUGCAAUUAAAUUUGUUUAUGGAUACAGAAGAGGUGUUGAGUUCUCCUGUACGCGAUUUAAAUCACGGUUUAUGCAAGUUGGUCUUUGGAGAAACUAUAAAUACAUGGGACUUUUAUAGCGACAAGAGUUUGAAAAUGAAAUUGUCUUUGCAAAGCUGCUUAUUGCAGGAUACUCGUAAGGAUUCGGUCGUCGAGAAAAGGAUAAUACAAUCACCGGCGAUAUCCUUAGAAAAGAAUUUGGAAUCCUGUAUUUCCGUAUCAAUGUCUCCUAUAGUCGAUGUAACAUAUAGUCGUACUCAAGCAGAGGAAAAGUGUUUCGAUGUUCUUAUUCAAGACAUACGAAUUAAUUUAUCUGUGCCUUUCUUGAUGCACUUGGGACGUUAUUUUCUAGAUUCCUUACCCGGUGAACAGAUAGAGAAAGGAAUUAUCAAUCACGGAUAUGAUAAUAAUAAUCAGAUGAACCGGAAUACUUUAAAUGCAGAAAUUGACAAAUUAAAUCACUCCCAAUAUUUUAAGGAACAGCCAGGUACUUCAAUAUCAAUUAGAAUACAAAAACCAGAUAUCUUUCUAUUCGGUGACUUAGAGAAGAGCAGCACUCAUGUAAUACGAAUGCAAGCGGAAGUGUUUAUUGAAAGUAGCAGACACAGUCGGUCCUCCUCGGUAGUCUGUACGUUGACUAACGUCAAUGCCAAGACUAAAGGACAGGGAAAUUAUGAGUCCCCGUGUUGGUUGUUACGUCCCUGUGAUAUAGAAAUUUGUAAAAAGAAAUUAUCUUGCGGUAACGAAGACAUUACUGUUGCUAUAAAUAAUAUUAAUAUACAUCUAUCAGCGGAAGUGAUGCAUACUUUUAUUGACAUAUUGAAUGAAGCGUCGACUUUCUUGAACAGUAUUAAUUUGAAAACAGACGAUGACAGUAAUCAGAACACAAACGUGCAUAAUCUUUGGACACCAAGAAAAGUUUCUAGUAUACCAUAUAAAAAAACUGACGAACGUAACAGAGAAUUGUAUCGUCGCCGCAACGAUCAAGUAACAUUCAAUUUGAGACCUGUGCUAAUAUGUUUAUUGCUGGAAAUGGAAUACGCCGUAGGAAGAUUUCCAGUAAUGAGAAUGGAAACUGUCAUCACUGCUACCAUUAACGAUUGGCGCAACAAUUUUCACCUUGAAUCCAAUGUAAAACUUCACGCGUUCUGUUACAAUAGAGCUCGUCAGAAUUGGGAACCUUUCAUCGAAUUUUACACGAAAGAUGACAUAGACUAUAGACCAUGGGAAAUCACAAUCAAGAUAUAUCGAGGCGAAGCGAAUAUGAUUAAUUCUGAUUGGACGGACCCUUGCCAUCACAUAAAGCAAGAUCCACUGAAAGCGAGAAAAAAAAAUAUGCAAUACAAUGAAGAGGAUAUGACAGAUAUGACAUUUAUUGGACCUGAUGUCGAUAUGAUCUCAGUUACAAGAAAAGAACCUGAAACCUAUGAUACAUAUGAGGAUGAAUCUGACACGGAUGAUGAUGAGAACGAUACAAAAUUAACAAAAAUUUCAAGUUAUUUAUUUAAUAGUACCAGUGAUGGCGAAGAAAGCGAUUCUGACGAUUCAAGUACAAACGAGGAUGAGGAAUUUGAAUUAAUAUUGGAUUGUAAUCCUGAAUGUUGCAAUCCAGUCACACAUGUACCGACAAAAACGAAUCUCACCGCACCAUAUAUCAUUAUCUAUUCAGAGAACAAAGUUAACAUUACUAUAACGCAAGACAUGAUUGCAACAUGGAAUGCAAUUUCAAACGCAUUUACACAAGCGAGGGGUGGAAUUCCGUUUGUACCCACUAAUACGCGGGAAUUAACUGUGUUAAACGACAUAGGUCACGCAAGUCGAGUUGAGCUGCUUGUUCAAGAGCAAGUGGACGGGAAUAACGACAUGCGUGUCGUAGCUGCAUAUAAUUUUCAUGACGGAAGCUCACCAGUUAGUGCACCUAGCAGUCCUGAGAAUGAACAGGCGGAUCUCACGAGUCCCCAGUGGGCCGGAAAGGAAACCACUGCGAUCGUAUCAGAGUGUAAAGCUUUCCCCAUCGACUCACCAGUGUAUAUCUACAAAUCGAUAACUGAUGAACUUCUUCGUAUCAUCUUUGAAGGGUUCGAAGACGUGUUGGUGUAUUGCCCGAAGAAAGAAACGCGUAAUCUCGUAGCACUUCGUCCUGUGAGACAUGAGGUUCGUUAUUACCUGGUGAUAGAGGCAUCCAUAAACAAUUUUUUGCAUCGUACGAUUUGCGUGCGAUCUCCGUUACAGUUUCGAAAUGAAACUUCAUACGCCUUGGGACUUUAUUACAAGAAAGCGAUGAUAGAUAAAUUGAAUUUGACGCUAACCGGUGAAACUACGAAUCCUUUCGAUGAUAAUGUGAGAAUGGCGAUCAUAGAACCUGAUGCAACAUAUAAUAUACCUUUAUAUAUCGCUUAUCAUUGCCCAAUACAUGUUCUUCCUGCAUAUCUAGAGAAAUAUCAAGUUAGUGAAGAAGGAAUUUAUUGGAAAGAUUUGAGGGGUAUAGCAAAUGCAUUUAAGGAUGUAUGCUGCGAAGCGAAAGGCGAUAAUAAUCGUAAUGUAUUCUGUGUCAGAGCGAUAUGCACGGAACUUCCAUUAACGACUCGUCCCUCAGGUUGUCAAGUGCCGAAUUACUUGAUAAAUAUCGUUCCACCUAUUAUUUUUAAUAAUCAGCUACCUUUUGUUAUCGAUGUCAGUAUACCUGGCAUCAAUUACGAAGUAAAAAUCGAACCCGGGGAGAAAAUAAAUAUGCAUUCUUUAAAUCAUGGCAAUAACGUACAGUUUGUUUUCAAGAUACACAACUAUUUAGGCAUGUCUUGGAUGGGUGCAGUAAAACUAAAUAUGAAUCUGGAGCGCAAGUUCGUAUUAAUGUCUACAGAUAACGAGUCAGACUUAAUGAAGCCUUUUCUGCUGUGUUUAGAAUUGUGCAAAAUUCUCAGUUGGAACAUUAUUAUACAAUCGCAAUAUUGGAUAAUAAAUAAAUCUGGCUUACCGUUGUUUAUCCAGGACUGUCAUUCUCAUAUAACGUAUGAGAUGCCGGAGGAGGAGUUAAUGAUAUUCUCUCAAAAGAACAAUAAGAAGAGUAUGGUACGAUUAAGAGCACAUCAAUCUGAAUGGUCAAUGCCAUUUGGACUGGACGGGAUUACGUCAAUGUCAUUGAUCAUAUGUCGCGAUAUCGAACGCGGACGAAAGUAUCAGAUUUUAACAGAGAUAGAGAGCUCACGUUUGUCGCCAAUCUUCACAAAGAUCAUAACGUUUCUACCAUACUUCUUCAUCUGCAACAAAACCAAGAGAGCCUUGAGAUUCAUGGAAGAGAAUGAAGAAGCCGAUCUUUGGAACGACCUCUUGCCCGGGCAAGAGAUGUCAUUCUGGCCCGCCACUGAAUCUAUGAAGAUGAAAAUAAAGUGGAGAAAUAGCCAAUUGGUUUCGCAACACUUUGAUAUUACGCAUGCGGGCAAAACUGUGUUGAGAAUGGAUAACGGGUCGGCACUAUGCGUGGAGAUCGAAGGCGGCGUCAGUACUCCGUACCGUAUAACAUUCCGGAGAUAUAUCACUGGUGAUAUACCAGUGAGAGUGGAUAAUCUCUGCGACAAAUUAUUUCUGAAGCUGAAUCAAAUUAAUUUAGGCCAAGUCGCAUUGCUCAAACCAUUUCAAAGUUUAUUAUAUACAUGGGACGAUCCUACUCAAACUAGAGAAUUGAUUUGGAAUGUUUACAGUAAUAAUGCAAUUGGUUACAGAGCACAAUUUGAGAUGGAUGGUUGUGGGCAGGAAAAAGUAUCUUUCAUAACCAUCGAACGACGCCACAGUGCGUCUUAUUCUUCCGUUACUCCCAAGUCACUAGCGAAUACGAAGUCGUGGUCGGAGGAUACGAGUGGAAAUGUCAAUCACGUUCCUAGCGCGGAAUCCGAGGCGAAGUCGCAAAUGUCGGAGCAUAUGCACCAGGGUGAAGCAAUGGUUUACUGGGUGAGCUAUAUGGAAGGUGAGCAACGCGUGAUGCUGUUCACACAGCACGAGAGCGUGUACCUUAAAGCAAGGAGUAUUAUCGAUCCUGAGGCGAGCAAAAGAGAAAUAUUCUUGUCAAUUGCAGCUAUUGGAAUAAGUGUUGUUGUACAUGAAUCCAAUCCUCAUAACUCCAGACGGGAGUUACUGUACGCUAGUGUGAUCGACUCAGCCGCGCAUUGGGAACUUUACUUCAGCAAACGAUGGAGGAAUCUAUCGCUGGAGCUGAGUGCCUGGUUAGAAAAUAAAUACACGAAUUCCGCGAAGACGGCACAGCUUGAGAAUUUCAUUGACGUUGACUUCACAAAAAUGCAGAUGACAAAACCAUUCUUUGGCAAGCUGCGAAGAACGUAUUCACCAGGUAUCUGGUUACAUUGUAGGGAAUCCACGACGCUUUGUUACUUGCAAGGAUACAUUCAUAGAAUACAGAUCGAUAAUCAACUGAAUGAAGCUACCUUCCCGGUAGUUCUAUAUCCCAACUUGGAAAAGACUUUUGUGAAUUAUGCUGGAAGCCGCAAAUUGAAACAUUGCUUAGAAUUCUCGUACCUGAAACAACGCAAAUUAAGAAGCAUUAUUUACAAAGGAAUAUGUGUCAUCGUCAGAGAGUUUAAUUUGAAUAUAGAAGAGUCCUUCCUCAGUUCCUUGAUCAAUUUAGUACCUAAGACACCGGAAACUAAACAUUCGAUUGCCGCGAAAUUAAGGAGAGAUGUGUCCAAUAUGCGCGUUUCUUCAGUUCGCAAUAUUAGUAAUAACACAAAUGGCAAAGGAAAAGAUUUAAUAGAGCAGAUAUACAUCUCCCCGAUAGCAUUACGCUUGAGAUUAUUGGCUAAUACGGACGGAACUAAUACGCGUAAUUUCAACAACGUGCUUGGUUAUCACAAUGUUCUUCGAUUUAUUUUCGAGUAUGCAGAGAAGGGUACGUUUAAGAGGGACGUUGAAUUCAGAUUGCCUGACUAUCGAAAAAGUUUCAUGACCGUGGAUAACAAAUGGUUCCUCUCCCAUCUUUCACGUAUCUACAUGGCGCAGAUUAUGGAACAGUUCCACGUGCUGGUCCGCUUAACUACCGUCCUGGGAAAUCAGUAUGGCUACAACUUUAAGUCGCCAGGGAGCAAUUUCUGCGAGCCGGAUUUGCUAUUGAUGUGUGGGGACGAGUCUGCGGAGAAACUGGCACACGAGGUCGCAUGUGAGCUAGGAUAUGCUACGCCCGAUGGUAUACAAGCCUCAUUUUUAAGCGGCCAUGACGCUCACACGCUUCAUUACAAGAUGAAAGAUACAAAUUAUCGAAAUCCAGAUGUUCCGCCUUUGGCGUUUUUAGUCGAUCAUUCAUUCGCUACAGAAAUUGAUUUGGAGACUUCUGGCUUGAUCACUACGUCGACGAAUAGCAUUCAUCGAGAAGAAUUAAGAUAUUUCUUCAAAACAUUGGGAAAGAAAACAUCUGUGCUCUUCAAGGCGGAAAGUUCUUAUUUGAAAACUUAUUCGAAAGUAAUAGCAGAUAUAAUAAAAAGGGCGCAAGAGGUGGGCCUCGUAUCCAGAAUGCGAUUGCCGCGAUAUAUUAAUCCACAUUUCGGCGUAGAAUCAUUUUCGACGCAUAAAGCGAAAGGAGCGUACUUAUUAAACGCUAUAAGUAAAGGUCAUUGCGUUCAGAACGAUUCUUAUUGGGGACACGCUACGCUUCACAGCGAUGGAAAAUACAUUACGCUCGUAUCUUUGCAACGGAUAUACUAUAUCGAGAAAGGAAAUGCAUGGGGAUCAUGGAAUGUGAAAUGGACUUUGGAAACUAAUCAAUUGCUAUCACCACCAACCAUCGCUAAGAAUAAACUUGUUUUGCAUAUAGAGAACGAGAAAGAGACAUCGUCGUCUAUGGUAGAUUGGUAUGUGGAGAGCGAGGCCGAGGACAUCCUGAAUUGGCUGUGUCGCAAAAUGAACAACGCAAUGAUCCUGAACAUGGAGAACAGCAUUUGUUCCAAAUGAAAAUAUUUGUUGGUUAAUGAGGCCAUCGCAAAGAGGAAACAAAGAACAAAGAGGAUGAAGAGAUCAGUGUAUUUACAUAUUUAGUUCGGCGUAAUAAAAGUCUAUACGGUGAAUGCAAAAAAAAAAGAAAAACGCUA